AUGCCAUUUUAUCACAAACCAAGGGAAUUCACGCCACUAUUGAUAGCAGCUGAAAAGAAGGCCAAGAAGAACGGACUUCAUCACGCUAUUUUUACUUCGAGGUUCGACAAAUAUAUAGGCGAUUGGAAAGAUGAUUUGAAGGAAGGAAAGGGAAGGUUUUUAACAAUCAAAGGAAAAUUGUAUGAAGGCGAUUGGUACAAAGGACGCCGACACGGUUACGGGGUUCUGAGCCAGUUGCAGCCGAAUGGCACGUACUCCCUGAUGUACCGUGGCGACUGGGUGAGGGGGAAGCCUGAGGGCAUCGGCUGGGCGUACUUUGAAAACGGUGAACGAUACAUGGGCUUUUGGAAAGCGGGUCUACUGCAGGGCUAUGGCAAUUACUGGUACGCCGACAACACUUUUUACUGUGGAUAUUUUAGCAAUGACAUGAGGGAUGGAUUUGGAUUGCUCAUGUAUGCAAACGGGAACAGGUAUGAAGGACAUUGGGAGAAGAACUUGAAGAGCGGACUGGGAAGGUACUACCACAUGCGCACUGGCCAACUUCAGGAAGGUUGCUGGGCGAACGACGUGUGCAUCAUGUCUAAGAUGACUGAUAUCAUUAUAAGACAAGCUUGCGAUCAUCCAACACCUUAUCCUAUACCACCGCAUCAGCUGAAAUUUUCAAGAAAAAUUCUGGAGCAGAGCGAGCUCUGGCUCAAACAGAAGAAAGGAGAAAUAGAUAAAAACCUCAAAGCUUGCAUCGACCAAGUUUAA
Molecule: messenger RNA, 753 nt
Organism: Helicoverpa zea (corn earworm)
Lineage: Eukaryota; Metazoa; Arthropoda; Insecta; Lepidoptera; Noctuidae
Product: MORN repeat-containing protein 3-like
Exons: 5
Coding region: 1-753 (250 amino acids)
Source: RefSeq, a predicted model, not a curated record